AUGUCUUUUCGAGGCAAACCUAUCAUCCCUGCAACACCUCGUGUCAUAUCGCCGAGUCCUACACCCUCCGAAACCCAAGACAUUUCUCAAGAUGCUUAUCUCGGUCCGGUCACGCGAUCGGCCGCCAAGCGCAGACAGGUUGGCGCCGCUGCGCUGCAGCAGCAACCCCUCCACGAGGACAUUCAUGAAGACUCAGACCCGGAACUCCGGAGGGCCCGGACAAGAUCUCGAAGCCCCAUAAAAUCUCGCAAAGUGGGUAGCCUCACUACCCCUACGAAGACCUCUCGCGCUACCAGGUCGAAACGGAAGGAAAUAGAGAAUGGCGAUGCCAAGAUUAAGCAGGAGGUCAAGGAGGACAUUAAAGAGGAGGUCAAGGACGAUAAUAUUAAAGAGGAUGCUUCCAACGGCCAUCUAGCCCUACCCACUCCAACUCCGGCCGGAUGGGAUUGGCGGGACUUUAGCCGGAGUCCGAGUCCUCUUGGCCUUAUUCCCAUACAUCGACACUUCAAGAUCUUCAUCCACAAGCAUGAGGUACCCAGAAAGGCCUUGCACGUGUCCAUCGGCUUCCUUGUCUAUUGGCUUUACGUCAGUGGUACACAGACCUCGGCUGUCACGCCAUAUUUGAUGGGAGCCCUGAUUCCUAUCGCAGCCACGGAUUAUCUACGUCAUAAAAAUGCGUCUUUGAACCGCCUCUACGUCAAAUUGCUAGGCGCCUUGAUGCGCGAAACCGAAUAUUCCGGUUGGAACGGCGUCGUCUUUUAUCUGCUUGGGGCAUGGUCUGUUCUCUACUUUCUUCCUAAAGAUGUCGCGGUAGUAGCUGUCAUGCUCUUGAGCUGGUGCGAUACCGCUGCGAGCACCUUCGGCCGGCUUUGGGGGAGAUACACGCCAAGAAUUCGGCGAGGGAAAUCUCUUGCAGGGUCUUCGGCUGCAUUCCUUGUUGGAGUAGCUACGGCUGCUUGGUUCUGGGGUUGGCUUGCACCAAAAACUGGCCCUUUCCCCGGAGAUGAAGAGCACCCUUUUAUGUUUAAGGGUAUACUACGACUUCCCGCAUUGAUUUCGAACGCGCUCGGCCUUUCCAGCUCUCAGAGCGUCGUUAGUGGCCCGGUUGCAGUUGGACUGUUGAGCGUGUGGUCAGGCCUGGCUGCGGCGGCUAGUGAGGUGGCGGACCUUUUUACUUUGGACGAUAAUCUUACAAUUCCCGUUCUCAGUGGCAUCGGGAUCUGGGGUUUCCUCAAAGUUUUCGGGUAA
Daldinia caldariorum is the source of this 1248-nucleotide messenger RNA. RefSeq lists its product as uncharacterized. The transcript has a single exon. Gene Ontology annotation, cellular component: endoplasmic reticulum membrane. Gene Ontology annotation, biological process: phosphatidic acid biosynthetic process. Lineage: Eukaryota; Fungi; Ascomycota; Sordariomycetes; Xylariales; Hypoxylaceae. Bases 1 to 1248 code for a protein of 415 amino acids. Gene Ontology annotation, molecular function: ATP-dependent diacylglycerol kinase activity. The record is from RefSeq and is a predicted model, not a curated record.